Molecule: messenger RNA, 756 nt
Organism: Acyrthosiphon pisum (pea aphid)
Lineage: Eukaryota; Metazoa; Arthropoda; Insecta; Hemiptera; Aphididae
Product: zinc finger MYM-type protein 1-like
Exons: 1
Coding region: 1-756 (251 amino acids)
Molecular function (GO): protein dimerization activity
Source: RefSeq, a predicted model, not a curated record
AUGAAUUAUGCUGCUGUUAUUAGUAUGUCAACUCAAACUAUAAAUAUUUUUAAAGAAAUGCGAUCAGAUAAAAAGUUUGAUGAAAUGUGGGAUAAAGUAAUUGAAAUGGCAAUAGAAAAUAAUAUCGAACCUGCCCAAUUACCUAGAAAAAAAAAAAUACCAAUGAGAUUUGGAGGGGGUGGACAUCAACCCCAAAAAAUACAGAUUAAAGAUUAUUACCGAAUAAAUAUUUAUUUUGCAGUAUUGGAUAUAAUUGUGAAAGAAAUUAUAGAUCGGUUUCAGGAAAAUGAACUAGAAAUAUUGGAUGGGCUGAUGAAUGUAUUUACUAAUGAAAAUCCUGAUGAAAAGUUAUUGGACAUUGUUUGUAAGACCUAUAAGUUUGAUAAUCAUGAACUUCAAGCAGAACUAAAAAUCUUUAAUAGAAUGUUCAAAUCUAAACAAAUCAAUUCAAAUAAUAGUUUAUUUCAAAAUAAAUUAGAUUAUAUGAAACAAGGGGAAAUUAAAGAUGGGUUUCCUUUAUUAUCCGAAAUUUUAAAACUAUUAAUGACAAUACCUACAAAUACUGCGUCAUGUGAACGAAGUUUUUCCUGCUUGAGAAGACUUAAAACUUACCUCAGAUCAACUAUGGGACAAGAAAGACUGUCUGAUUUAGCAAUAUUACAAAUUGAAAGGAAUCGAGUUAUAGAUUCCAAAAUUGUAAUCGAUGAGUUCAACGCAGCAGCAACUGUACAUGGUAGACGUUUAAGUUUAAUUUAA